CUGUCGAGGAAACUUAUACCAAAACAAAGCUACAUAACCUCAAUAUGAUGUAUUUUUGCUUAUUCAAGAAUUAAUCCCCUGGUCAUAAUGCCUUGGUCGGGUGAGCAUCGAGGAUUUGUAGUGGAGGCUUUUUACAAGAAUGGCGAAUCUGUAACUGCGACUCAGAGGGCGUUUCGCACACGAUUUGGUUUACGCGCUAAUGAAAGUGUUCCAGACCGGAAAACGAUUUUGCUGUGGGUUCAAAGAGUAAGGGAAACAGGAUCUGCACUGAAGAGAAAACCACCCGGACGACCCAAAAAUGUGAGGACACCCGAAAACAUCGCUGCAGUGAGGGCUUCGAUUAAGCUGUUUCCAACGCGUUCAGCACGGAAACAUGCGUUAGCUCUUCGGAUUUCUGAAAGAACUGUGAGACGAAUUUUGCGAAUUUUGAAGGUGGAAAAAGAUGAAGAGAAGCCAAUAAAAGAUAGAGGAAUACUAAAGAAACAAAAGGAAGAAGACGUUGAGGAGCAUCAAGAAUUGGAUGAUGCAGACAAGAACGGUGAAAAUAAUGAUAUAGAAGAAAAGCCUGUUGUCUUUGAAUAAAAAUCGUGAAUCUCUAUCACCGCACCGACGAACUCUUCGAGGAGCAAAAUCGU
Molecule: messenger RNA, 635 nt
Organism: Nicrophorus vespilloides
Lineage: Eukaryota; Metazoa; Arthropoda; Insecta; Coleoptera; Silphidae
Exons: 3
Coding region: 88-582 (164 amino acids)
Source: RefSeq, a predicted model, not a curated record